This is a messenger RNA of Odobenus rosmarus divergens (Pacific walrus), 2511 nucleotides long. It is a transcript of the gene KIRREL3, whose product is annotated as kin of IRRE like 3 (Drosophila). The record is from RefSeq and is a predicted model, not a curated record. NCBI's taxonomy places the organism in Eukaryota, Metazoa, Chordata, Mammalia, Carnivora, Odobenidae. The coding region runs from base 89 to 2425 and encodes 778 amino acids. Gene Ontology annotation, biological process: synapse assembly; cell-cell adhesion. Gene Ontology annotation, molecular function: cell adhesion molecule binding. The transcript is spliced from 17 exons. Gene Ontology annotation, cellular component: cell-cell junction.
CGGAGGCUGAGCACGGCGAGCCGCCCGGGAGGAGAAACUAACUGCCAACCCAAGUUGCCCCGCCGGCUCUCCCUCACUGCGCUGAGGAAUGAAACCUUUCCAGCUCGAUCUGCUCUUCGUGUGCUUCUUCCUUUUCAGUCAAGAGCUGGGCCUCCAGAAGAGAGGAUGCUGUCUGGUGCUGGGCUACAUGGCCAAGGACAAAUUUCGGAGAAUGAAUGAAGGCCAAGUGUACUCCUUCAGCCAGCAACCCCAGGACCAGGCCGUGGUGUCGGGCCAGCCCGUGACACUGCUGUGUACCAUCCCUGAAUACGAUGGCUUUGUCCUGUGGAUCAAAGACGGCUUGGCACUGGGAGUGGGCAGGGACCUCUCAAGUUACCCACAGUACCUGGUGGUAGGGAACCACCUGUCAGGAGAGCAUCACCUGAAGAUCCUGCGGGCAGAGCUGCAAGAUGACGCUGUGUACGAAUGCCAGGCCAUCCAAGCCGCCAUAAGGUCUCGCCCCGCACGCCUCACCGUCCUGGUGCCACCUGAUGACCCGGUCAUCCUGGGGGGGCCUGUAAUCAGCCUGCGGGCCGGGGACCCCCUCAACCUCACCUGCCACGCAGACAACGCCAAGCCUGCGGCCUCCAUCAUCUGGUUGCGGAAAGGAGAGGUCAUCAAUGGGGCUACCUACUCCAAGACCCUGCUGCGAGAUGGCAAGCGUGAGAGCAUCGUGAGUACCCUCUUCAUCUCCCCUGGCGAUGUGGAGAAUGGGCAGAGUAUCGUGUGCCGAGCCACCAACAAAGCCAUCCCGGGAGGGAAGGAGACUUCGGUCACCAUCGACAUCCAGCACCCCCCGCUUGUCAACCUGUCGGUGGAACCACAGCCGGUGCUGGAGGACAACGUUGUCACGUUCCACUGUUCUGCAAAGGCCAACCCAGCUGUCACCCAGUACAGGUGGGCCAAGCGGGGCCAGAUCAUUAAGGAAGCAUCUGGAGAAGUGUAUCGGACCUCAGUGGACUACACGUACUUCUCAGAGCCUGUCUCCUGCGAGGUGACCAACGCCCUGGGCAGCACCAACAUCAGCCGCACGGUGGACGUCUACUUUGGGCCCCGCAUGACCACAGAGCCCCAAUCCCUGCUCGUGGAUCUGGGCUCCGAUGCAGUCUUCAGCUGUGCCUGGACAGGCAACCCCUCCCUGACCAUCGUCUGGAUGAAACGGGGCUCAGGCGUGGUGCUGAGCAAUGAAAAGACCCUGACCCUCAAAACCGUCCGCCAGGAGGAUGCUGGGAAGUAUGUGUGCCGAGCCGUGGUGCCCCGGGUGGGAGCCGGGGAGCGAGAGGUGACCCUGACAGUCAAUGGACCCCCCAUCAUCUCCAGCACCCAGACCCAGCAUGCCCUGCAUGGGGAGAAGGGCCAGAUCAAGUGCUUCAUCCGGAGCACACCGCCACCCGACCGAAUCGCCUGGUCCUGGAAGGAGAACGUGCUGGAGUCGGGGACGUCGGGGCGCUACACGGUGGAGACAGUCAGCACCGAAGAGGGGGUCAUCUCCACACUGACCAUCAGCAACAUUGUGCGGGCCGACUUCCAGACCAUCUACAACUGCACUGCCUGGAACAGCUUCGGCUCCGACACGGAGAUCAUCCGGCUCAAGGAGCAAGGUUCGGAAAUGAAGUCGGGAGCCGGGCUGGAAGCAGAGUCUGUGCCGAUGGCCGUCAUCAUCGGGGUGGCCGUAGGAGCUGGUGUGGCCUUCCUCGUCCUUCUGGCAACCAUUGUGGCCUUCUGCUGUGCCCGCUCCCAGAGAAAUCUCAAAGGGGUUGUGUCGGCCAAGAAUGACAUCCGAGUGGAGAUUGUCCAUAAGGAGCCUGCUUCCGGCCGGGAGGCUGAGGAACACCCCACCAUCAAGCAGCUGAUGAUGGACCGGGGUGAAUUCCAACAAGACUCAGUACUGAAGCAGCUGGAGGUUCUCAAAGAAGAGGAGAAGGAGUUUCAGAACCUGAAGGACCCCACCAAUGGCUACUACAGCGUCAACACCUUCAAAGAGCACCACUCGACCCCCACCAUCUCGCUCAGCAGCUGCCAGCCGGACCUGCGCCCCGCGGGCAAGCAGCGCGUGCCCACGGGCAUGUCCUUCACCAACAUCUACAGCACCCUGAGCGGCCAGGGCCGCCUCUACGACUACGGGCAGAGGUUCGUGCUGGGCAUGGGCAGCUCGUCCAUCGAGCUCUGCGAGCGCGAGUUCCAGAGGGGCUCCCUCAGCGACAGCAGCUCCUUCCUGGACACGCAGUGUGACAGCAGCGUCAGCAGCAGCGGCAAGCAGGACGGCUACGUGCAGUUCGACAAGGCCAGCAAGGCCUCUGCCUCGUCCUCCCACCACUCCCAGUCCUCCUCCCAGAACUCCGACCCCAGCCGACCCCUGCAGCGGCGGAUGCAGACUCACGUCUGAGGAUCCCAAACCGGCGCUGGGGAGGGGCUGGGGAGGGGCUGGGGAAGGGGCGGGGGGAGCGUGCCACCUUCUGGCUCUCCAGAGAC